Molecule: messenger RNA, 861 nt
Organism: Stereum hirsutum FP-91666 SS1
Lineage: Eukaryota; Fungi; Basidiomycota; Agaricomycetes; Russulales; Stereaceae
Product: short-chain dehydrogenase/reductase SDR
Exons: 7
Coding region: 1-861 (286 amino acids)
Molecular function (GO): oxidoreductase activity
Source: RefSeq, a predicted model, not a curated record
AUGUCCCAAGCCAAGAUCGCCAUCAUAACCGGAGCAUCUUCUGGCCAGUCUUGCGCUCCCAUUUGUACAGGCAUCGGCCGUGCGACAGCCGUUGCACUUGCGGAAGCCGGAUGGUCUGUCACACUCACCGCACGCCGAGAGACCCAGCUUCUUGAGACUCGGUCGGUAUGCAUCCAAUCACGCAAGGAUCGUACUGGAACGGAUAUUGGAGAGGAUUCUUUCCUGGUUGCACCAGGAGACAUCACAAACGAAGAGUUUAUUCGGCAACUUUUUGCAAAGACAGUAGAAAAGUUCGGUCGUGUCGACAUGAUCUUCAAUAACGCAGGCAUCUCAGCAAACGGAACGCUCACCGAAGACCUCUCGCUCGAUACCUUCAACGCAGUGAUGACGACUAACGUCACCGCUCCUUUCAUGUGUACACGGGAAGCGAUACGUGUGUUCAAAGCGCAGAACCCGCCCGGAGGACGUAUCGUCAACAACGGUUCUCUGGCCGCACAUGCCCCUCGGCCAAACUCGCUAGCAUAUACUGUGGCGAAACAUGCUAUCACCGGGUUGACGAAAUCGACAGCGUUGGACGGACGGGCGCAUAACAUAGCGUGCACUCAAAUUGAUAUUGGCAACGCCUACACACCUAUGUCCUCUGCCCACAAUGGCCCUUCACUCCUUCCAACGGACACGAACCCUGAGGAAGAUAGAAAUAUCAUGCACCUUCAGCCAUAUGGGAAGAUGGCACCGGAGGGUUCAUUCGACGUGAAGUUUGUAGCGAGCCAGAUCGUGUCUAUAGCCAGUUUGCCAAAUAGCGUGACGGUUCUAGAGUUCAACAUCAUGGCAACGAAUAUGCCCUAUGUGGGACGUGGGUGA